AUGGCUUCCACCAGCUGCCUCGUCGCUCGCGUCCUCCUCGUGCUGGCGGCCGUGGCCGCCCUGGCCGCCGCCAAAAGAGGCUGCUCAGCUUUCGGCCACUCGUGCUUCGGCGGACACGGAAAGCGUUCGGACGGCGGCGGAGGGGAACAAAUGCCCCCUGAGCUGCCCGCCCUCGAGACCCUCGCCUACCCUGCAGGGUCAGACUCUUUCCAGCCGGUGCUGCCACCCAGAGGCGAACCUUUGCUUCGCAGGACGCAGCCGCUCUUUGCCAUCGACAGGAUUCCGCCUGCACUCAGACAAUGGUUUGAAUCGGUUGGUGCAAGGUCGGCGAUGGAGCAGCGUAAGAAAUAAUCAACCCGCGCGACCCUCUUCACUUCCGAAUCGCCCCUGAUCGUUCAUUUCAUCGACACACCUACAGGUUUCUCUUGCAAGACUUUUCCUCGAUUAAGCAGGCUGGGACUGAAAUUUGUUGUUGUUUUAUUGCUUCCGAAUGUUGUGUACAAACAUAAUAUAUAAUUCAUUUCCUUCAUGAGUUUUGUACCUCAAGAAUGUAUUCAAUAGCAAACUGCUUUCCUCAAUUUUUAACACUUACGCGCAUGAUACUUGGAUUAUUAGCUUUUACGCAAUAUAAUAUGGAUGGAAAAAAACAAUAAAACUUAUACUAUUGUAGCACCGAGAGUUAUCUAGUCGAUUAAAAUGUAGACACACGUUCAUGACCCCAAAACAAUAAUUGUAUAGCGAGAGUACACGUGCAAAAUAAACUUGUGGUUUUGAUCAUUCCUCUCACUACUCCAUG
Molecule: messenger RNA, 796 nt
Organism: Neocloeon triangulifer
Lineage: Eukaryota; Metazoa; Arthropoda; Insecta; Ephemeroptera; Baetidae
Gene: CCHa2
Exons: 3
Coding region: 1-351 (116 amino acids)
Biological process (GO): neuropeptide signaling pathway
Molecular function (GO): neuropeptide hormone activity
Source: RefSeq, a predicted model, not a curated record